Prorocentrum cordatum is the source of this 369-nucleotide messenger RNA. The record is from the annotation of a GenBank genome assembly. NCBI's taxonomy places the organism in Eukaryota, Dinophyceae, Prorocentrales, Prorocentraceae.
AUGGCUGUGCGGGCCGGUUGCAUCGAGUCUGUGUUGAAGAUGUUCGCAUCGAGCGAGAUUGGAGACCAGAAUUUGUUACUAAGUUUGGAGUACAUGCUAAAAUGUUCGCCGUCGGCGGCUCCUGUUGCAAUGAGGCAUGGUCUUGUCACAACCAUCGUCAGCUUCUUGAGCGACGAAAAUCGGAUGUGUGACUUCUUUGUCGAUGUCAUUGUAGGCAUAUUAGAAACUGUCGUCCAGCGCUUGCGCUGCGCAAGAUCUGAGCUCAUCGGCGCGGGAGUCCCUGCUCUUCUCAGACAUUGUGCCGAGACAUUUGUGUACGAUGAUGGCACCGCUGAGAGAGCGCAAUGUUUAUUGCAAGCACUUUGGUGA